GACUCCGCUGCCGCAAGAAGCGCCUCGAGCGGAGAGCGACGGAGCGCAGAUGUCUUCCGCCCGUGGCGCAAAUUUCAAAUAAUCUCCCGGAAAGAUAGUGACUCGAAUUUCAAAAUAGAUAAAAAUUGUCAUAUUUUAUCAGCACAGGCGUAACAACGUGCAGUGUUUCCCUGUCGAGAAUAUAUAUUUCUAUUCUUGGUCAACUCUGGAGGAAAACAAAGGUCGCCCUCGACGUGCGCCGCCGACAUCUCUUCAGGGAAACGGCAAAUGCCAUCGGCCAGUGGCGAGAGAAAUUCUCAUAUCUCUUGACACAGAAAUUAAAGGUGAUGCGAAGACCGCCAGAGGAUUAAAGAGCUAUUCCUUCCUGAAAGAGUUAGAGCAUGAGAAGACAGCAAAGUCAGUGACUCGGAAAGCUGGAGUGUCCCGCCGGAGCCGCGCAGGUCAUGCAAGCCUCCCCUUCGGCCCUCCCGCCAGCCCUCGUUUCAUCCACUCCUGGGAAUCCAUUGCCGUAUGAACCCAAAACCUUCAAAGCCCAGGCUUCACCUCCAGAGCCCAGCCUGAUUGCCAUAUUUCCCUACUGGGGCUACAUCCCCAGACUCCAGCUCAAUUGCCGUGGACUUACUCUCUGCACGGCAUAUGUGGCCUCGGCAGUUUAUUACUUGUAUCAGUAGUAUUGCUUCUUGGGGUCCUGUUCUGAACAUUAACAGACUGCUUAGAGAAAAGCCGUGGUCUCCACACUCUGCGCUCUGGUGCAAGUACACCUCCAUGAGGGAAGGCAUAUUUGGCAAGAUGUUAUUUGGGGAUGGAGUGCAGCAUGAAUAUGUAAAGAUGAGGAGAGGCAGGAGGAAAGCAGUAGUAGGAGGAACAGUGUCAGCAAUAACAAGAGAAAUAGAUAAACCUGGAAGAAGAACAAGAAGUCAGUCACUGAAGGAGAACCAGGAAAUUGAGAUUCUUCCAGUAGAUUCUGAAACAUGUGACAGAAGAUCUUCAUCAAAUAUACCCCGGAAGAAUGAAGCGAGUACAGCAUUCACUAGAGAAGGAUCACAUGAUUCUGCUAUCUCCUCAAACAGCUCAAAGUGGUCUGUUUCUAGCAGUAUCUCCAUAAUGAGCUGUGGAUCAACAAGAACUUUGUCCAAGAAAAAGGCAUCAAUUUUGAAUGUUGUGGAAGAGGAGCAUAGCAUCAGAGCAAAUGGGGAAAUAGGUGAUGCUACUCUCACCUGGGUGAACAACAUAUCUCCGGAGCGAAUCAGAUCAGCAAUGCCAGUUGUUCGAACUGGAACAGUGACAAAUGGCCAUAUUGUCAGACAGUCUGUUAGUCGCUCAAUCGAUGGCUCAGAGACUGAUAGUGGUUGUGACACAAAGAUGGCAGAUGAUGUUCUCUUCAGUCAUUAUGGAUUGGAAGUAUUAAUUCAUCUUAGUACAAUUUUAAUCAUAGCAUCCUCAGUAUCUACAGAAAUGUAUCUGAGAUCAGCCCCAAAAGAAGAAAGUACAUUAACUAACAAGAACCCAUUACUGUUGCAAGUAGUGGUCUACCUUAUCAUUGGAAUUAUAUCUGACCUGAUGUCACCUACAGCAGCUCUACUUUCAACUCAUUUAACUGCUGUAGGAAUAUCCCUGCUAAACUAUUUGAAACCAAGCCAUGUCUCGAUAUCAUACCUGCCUUUUUUAAACUCAGGAUAUUUAGGAUCUCAAAUGAUAGCAGCAUCCUUCAGACAGGGUUUUGGUCUGGAGGGCAUGCUGGCAAGGGUUGGACUGGUGUAUGGUUUAGCCAGUUUUGUAUGUCCCCAAAUCAUAGCCAUUGCCACUGAGUAUCUAGGGGUCACCCUUAACUACAUAGUAGUUGCCCUUGCCAGCCUCCUGAGUAUACCUGCAGGGCUUAGACUAUUGCCCAAUAGCUUCAGAGCUUGUAUCUACCAAAGACCUUCAUCGAGAACUGACGUUGGAUGGCUUCAUUUCCUUGGAUUUCUAUUAAUGAAAGUUUUCCUUACCAUUCCACUGGCCCUUCUGCUUCCUCUCUUUCAAGGAAUGAUUCAAGAGGGCAGUUUUAUUGAGGGAGUCAGCUUAUCCAUGAUAGUAACAGUGGGACUCCUGUGUAUACAAGCUUUGGUGACUCCUGUGCUUUUGUUCUUCACAUCUCCAGCAACUGUCACUAUCAUUGUGGCUGCCGUCCUUACACUGAUCUAUCUGGCAUUGGUAUGUGGCAAUUUGGUAUUUAUGAUUAUUGAAAUGUCCACAUUUAGUGGAAGUUGAUUAAAUACUUAGCAUAGAGUAGAAAAAUCCACUUUACAAUUUACAAUUAUAGUUAAGGUAUAUAAUUUUUAAGGGGUUACCAUAUGGAGAAAUCCUAGUAAUGGAUUCUCGACAUCC
Messenger RNA from Penaeus chinensis, 2367 nucleotides. RefSeq lists its product as uncharacterized. The coding region runs from base 637 to 2250 and encodes 537 amino acids. The record is from RefSeq and is a predicted model, not a curated record. The transcript is spliced from 10 exons. Lineage: Eukaryota; Metazoa; Arthropoda; Malacostraca; Decapoda; Penaeidae.